This is a messenger RNA of Diospyros lotus (date-plum), 1496 nucleotides long. RefSeq names its product SNF1-related protein kinase regulatory subunit beta-2-like. Gene Ontology annotation, molecular function: protein binding. The transcript has 5 exons. The coding region runs from base 180 to 1040 and encodes 286 amino acids. Lineage: Eukaryota; Viridiplantae; Streptophyta; Magnoliopsida; Ericales; Ebenaceae. The record is from RefSeq and is a predicted model, not a curated record.
AAACUCAUUGGAGAAUAAAAAUCACUUUUUCAGUAUUCAGUGGCCUUUUCACUAAUUUAGAGUGAGAUUGAGAGAGAAGGAGACAGAGAAACCAAAUAAAGGUUUCCAUCAAUCAUUGAAUCACACCACAAAGCUGCAAAAAUCAUGUUACCCUGACCUUCAGGGAGUUAAUUCUGGUAAUGGGUAAUGUUAGUGGAAGGAAGGAUGAGGCUGGCCCCUCUGCAACCAAGAAUCAAGAGGGUGAAGACUAUAUGGAGUUUGCACAUGGUGGGGCGCAGGGUCCUUUCCCACAGUCCAUGGCUCAGUCCCCUCCUUCUAGCCCUAGGGCUUACUGCUCCACUGCCAUGUUCAAUUCCCAGAUCGCCGAGAGUCCUUUGCAAAGGCCUGAUGAAGUAAUGCAGGUUCAAGGCACUGUAUCAACCCGGAAUGCAACUCAGAAUGAUGGUAGGUUUUUUGAGACUGGAAUACCAACAACAAUCACAUGGAGGUUCGAUGGCAAGCAAGUAGGAAUUGAGGGAUCAUGGGAUAACUGGAAGACAAGAGAUUUCCUAGAAAGAUCAGGCAAAGAUUUCACAAUUAUGAAAGUGCUACAAUCAGGUGUUUACCAUUACCACUUUAUUGUUGAUGGGCAGUGGAGGUGUUCUCCAGACUUGCCACAGGAACGCGAUGAUAUUGGGAAUAUUUUCAAUGUUUUAGAUUUACAGGAUUUUGUUCCAGAAGACCUCGACAAUAUUGCUGGCUCAGAAUCUCCUCCUUCUCCUGCUUCAAGCUAUAACAACACACCCUUCAGUUUAGAAGAUUUUAAUGAAAAGUUGCCCGAAUUACCGCCUCUACUGCUACAGUCACCACUAGCUCAGCCGUCAUCAUCCAGGCAGAGUUCUGAGUCUCUGGGGAAACCUUUAGUGGCAGUGCUGAAUCAUCUAUACAUUCAGAAGGACCGUAGUGGCCAAUCUUUGGUGGCUCUUAAUUCCACUCAUCGCUUUCGCACAAAAUUUGUGACUUUAGUACUUUACAAGCCAUUGAAGAAGGUAAAGAAAUGAAACUUCCAAAAUCUCUGUGGUUCGAAAUAUAGAACACAAUGUCUGGUUAGGAAAGAUGUUAAGCCAAUUGCGUUCAUGGGUUUGAAAAAAAAAGUUGAGUGUUGGAAAAAGUAGUAGCUUUGACAUAUAAACCUUUUUGUUGAAAAAGUAGUAUUUUGGGCAUGAUAAUUCAUCCUCUUGUUGUAACAGUGAUUCUCUCUUAUAUAUAGACUUCAUAGUGGAAGAUGAUUUUGAAAUACUGGUAAAUGUAUGCCUCCAUACUGAUUUUUGUGUGAUCCUCUGGAACUGAUGGAUCUACAACAUGGACAAGCUAAUUGGAAUUUCAAUUUAUACCCACCAUGUAGCUUAAUCCUAAACUUUUUGAUGAUUGUGUCUCACUGCAUACUUACUAGAUCUUGAGUUCUUUUGAAUUUUAUGCUUAAACGUUAAAUUCAGCUUAUUGCAACCCCCCCCCCC